This is a messenger RNA of Syngnathoides biaculeatus (alligator pipefish), 3141 nucleotides long. RefSeq names its product transformer 2 alpha homolog (gene tra2a). NCBI's taxonomy places the organism in Eukaryota, Metazoa, Chordata, Actinopteri, Syngnathiformes, Syngnathidae. The record is from RefSeq and is a predicted model, not a curated record. Gene Ontology annotation, cellular component: spliceosomal complex. Gene Ontology annotation, biological process: positive regulation of mRNA splicing, via spliceosome. Gene Ontology annotation, molecular function: RNA binding. The transcript is spliced from 9 exons. Bases 156 to 1241 code for a protein of 361 amino acids.
AAAUGACGUACCAUACUUUCGUACCUGGAGGCUCCGCCCUCGCGCGCCAUUUUCUCUCAAACCACCAACUUUCGCAUUUAAACGUUUAGCUAGCCUUUUUAAUAUAUUUUUUAAUUCACAUAAGUCUUGGUCAUAUUAACGUAGAUGACCUGAAAAUGAGCGACGAGGGAGAUCACGUAAGAGGGGAGUCUCAGUCGCCACCUAAAUCGGAACACGGAAGUCCAGCACAGGCCAAGUCGGAGAGCAGGUCAGGCUCCCCGAAUGGAUCCCACGACUCCAAGCAUUCCGAAUCAAGAUCCCGCUCUCGAUCAAAAUCGGGGUCUCGCUCUAAGCACGACUCUAACCGACAUGCUAGCCGCUCACGUUCUCCGUCUCAUCGCAGCCGACAGAAGUCUCGGUCUAAUUCCAACAGCCCCGAGUCCCGCCGCAGGAAGAGCACUUCCCCAAUGUCAAAUCGCAGCCGUCAGGGUGAACGCAGGAGCCACGAAACAAAAGAAGUAAACAAUUACGACAGUGGUGCUGAUAGGGCAAACCCGGAUCCCAGCAAAUGUUUGGGAGUUUUUGGUCUGAGUUUGGACACCACAGCGCGAGACCUAAGGGCGGUGUUUUCACAAUACGGUCCCCUGUCUGGGGUCAACGUGGUGUUCCACCAUCGCUCGGGUCGCUCGCGGGGCUUUGGCUUUGUUUACUUUGAGAGACUUGAGGAUUCCAAGCAGGCAAUGGAGCAAGCCAAUGGUAUGAAGUUGGACGGGAGGCAAAUUAGAGUAGAUUACUCCAUUACCAAGCGCGCCCACUCCCCCACACCCGGAAUUUACAUGGGUAAAGACAUCAGAGAUGGUGGUGGUGGUUGUGGUGGUGGUGGAGGAGGUGGUGGUUCUUGGAGGGGAAGAGGCUCAUUUUACAACAGAGGUUAUGACAGAGGCUACGAGAGAGGCUACGAGCGAAGUUACGAGCGAAGCUACGAGCGCAACUACGACCGCGGCUACGACCGAGGCUACGACCGGGGCUACGACCGGGGCUACGACCGUGGCCCCGACCGAGGUUACGACAGAGGCUACGACCGCGACUACGACCGAGACUACGACCGAGACUACGACCGAGGCUACGACCGAGGCUACGACAGAUACGACAGAUAUGACGAAUACGACUACAGCUACAGUCGGAGGCACUCCCCAUCUCCGGACUACGGUAGAUACAGAUCUUCCUCUUGGUCUCGCUCCUACAACCCAAGGCGCUACUGAGGUGUUGCCGCUGACUGGAUCUACCACAUCAACGCUUUUGAGUUAAAGGCAGUUGUGUUUACAUGCGGAGGGUGUUUUUAUUUGUAAAUCCUUUUUCACUUCCACAUUUAGUGUGAGCACUGAACUCAGACUCUUUGUGAUGCAUCUUCCUUUUCUAUAGUUGUAAUCUACAUUUUUUUUUGUUUGUUUUUGCUACUCUGACCUCAAAUUUUCGAUGUUACUUAAUGUCUUCUGGUAAGUAUCGUAAAGUUAGUGUGAAGCUCUUUGCUUCCGCUUCUUAAUGAAAAGGUCAACAAGGCCAUCAUUUGAGAGUUAUGAUCAGGAUUUUUUUUUUUAUGUAUAUGGAAAUACAAACAUCCAGUCUCCAAAGUUUCUCAUUCCUCCGGCUCUAAUAUGCAUUACAAUUGAAGUUGGGUUUCACUUGUUUGGGUGGGAGUUAAGAUGUGUGGGUGAGGUGGGAAGAAAAAAAGCUAGGAGUGUUUCGCAGAACAAGCCCGACGCCAGGAUGUUGUUCAAUGUUCACACACAUUUAGGUUAAUCUUUGGGGCCAAGUACACAAUGACGUCUCUGAAAGUUUUAACACCGCUUCAUUCAGGCAACACCAAUAAAAGUAAGUGAAAAAGACCCUUAAUAGGACUUUAUUGGUUGCGUCUCAUUUCAUGCAGUCAAGUGUCACAAUAGAUGAGGUCAUACUGCAAAUAAUUGGGAUCCUAUACAAAACAAAUUGAUUAAAACUGUUUUUUUUUUAUAAAUAGUCUUAACUGUAAUUCUUUGAGACACAUACUACAAUGCAUUUUAAGUGAACUAUCUUAGACUAAAGAAGCCAGAAACGUGCAUUCAUGGUGUAGCACUGAACGAAACUGGUUCAUUUUGUAUCAAGCCCCCUUACGCACAAAUGAUGAUGAUGAUGAUGAAUCUUCAGAACAAACAAGUUUGAAAGUCUGGUCAUCAUCACUGAAUUGAGCUCAAGAUAACAGGCUGCUCUUAACCCAUAAAUGCUCUCAAAUAAUGGAGCGGCUUAUUCUAAUAGGGUUGUAAUAACUGCUGACAUGUCACGGGGCCCCUCGCGGUUAUGAAUCGGUUCACUUUGAUGCCAUGAGAAGUUCUGAAGUUCAAGGGUUAAAGUAUGAGGCCACUUUUCACCACAAAGAUGGAAGUCUCAAUGUUGUUUUCGUCUUAUAUUGGACUCCAAUAACUCCUACCUUGGAUUAAAGUGAAAUUUUCAGUGAUCUAUUAACAGAUUCUUGGAGUUCUUUUGUUGCCUUUUAUGAGCAGUUUUGUAUUUCCCGCAACACUACCAGAGAGAAAGCCGAUAAUAUGAUUUUAUGGAUGUGUCAUCUAAGGAGAUUCACCCAGGUUGCUCUGAUCUUCUGAUAAAUUGCAGUCAGGAUGGAUAACAGCUUACUUGUCGAAGUAGUGUAUAGCCAUGUACUUAACAUAAUGUACACUGGCCACACAGAAUGGGCCCAGUGGUUUGUGGCCUUGAUUUAGGAGGCAAGAUCCAUCUAAUUGACAAAUAAUUCAGACGCAGGUUGUGACGUAUUUCACAACUCAUCUUUUCGUCAUGGUCUUGACAACUGUAGUUUAACAUGAUUUCAUUUUCUAUGAAACAGUCACCCAAAUUGCUGACUUGCAGUCCCGCUUUAAAGUGAAGUUUAAGAGGGAAUGAUAACUAUUUGUUGGAUAUAAUUGGACUAUGCUAAACUGCAGUGCUACUAGUCUUAUGGCCUGUGUUUACUGUAAAUCACUUAUGAAGUCAGCUAGUUAUCUGCCAUAAUAAUUGGAUAUAAAAUACUCCUUUUUGUGACCUUCAUCCCGUUUUCUGAAAAUCAUGUAUAGAGCUUUCCCCCAUAUAUUUGCAUGUAAAACAGUGGUGUUUUGUACAAAUUAAGAUUUUUUU